AUGAGGCCCUACGAUGUGUCCUGCGGUCUCCUUCUCAUUCUGUUCCUCGCCCUCUCAAGCCUCUCCUCUGCAACCGAGACGAUGGAGAAAGCCUGCAACCUGACGAUCGACUACCACUUCUGCAUGAAAUCCCUAAAAGCCGACCCUCGAAGCCGUUCGGCAGAUCUCCGAGGCCUCGGCGCCAUCGCCAUCGACCUAUCCAUCGCCCACGCCAACGCCACCACUUCCAAGCUGGAGACCCUGCACGCCAACGCCUCCAACCCCUACACCAAGAACAAGCUGGAGGCGUGCUUGAUACUGUACCGCAACGCACUGCCGCCGCUGCAGCUGGCGGCGGAGUUCUUGGCGUCCAAGCACUUCGGUGUCGCCAAGGCCAUGAUGGAGGCGCCUGUUUUCGCCCCGGGGAGCUGCGAGGGGCUGCUGGGCCAUGUGCUGGCUACGGAGAAUGACAGCGUCUUCAAUCUCAUGCUCAUGGCUAGGCGAUUCGCAGAGGCAUUGGCAUAA
This is a messenger RNA of Musa acuminata AAA Group (dessert banana), 504 nucleotides long. Its product is annotated as pectinesterase inhibitor-like. The transcript has a single exon. The record is from RefSeq and is a predicted model, not a curated record. The coding region runs from base 1 to 504 and encodes 167 amino acids. Gene Ontology annotation, molecular function: enzyme inhibitor activity. NCBI's taxonomy places the organism in Eukaryota, Viridiplantae, Streptophyta, Magnoliopsida, Zingiberales, Musaceae.